CCUCGCCCUCCUCCCUCCCUCCCCGUCGAUUCUUUCACAACACCACCAGGCACCAGCGGACCAGCAGCAAGCAAUCGCGCUUAAUCACUCGCCCCCGUUACAAAUCCGAGAUAUUCCCAAAUAUCUUCUCUUGCCCUCCCCCACCGCCUCCGCCUCGGAUUCCAUCGCCGCCCUUUUCCUUCCUUCUCCCCUUGCCCGCCCGCCCGCCCGUCCAGGACUGUCCUUGGCGUUUCUUACGCAGCUCGUCCUUCGCGCUUCUUUGCCGGCCGUUAGAGAGAAAGAGAGAGAGUGAGACAGGAUCACUCGGUAGUCGGGAUCGCGCGGCGCCACCGUACCCCGCCCGGGACAUGUGCGUGGAGGGGCUAGACGACGCAGCAGGGACGCUCGCCUUCGGAGACCACGAGAACGACAGGCGCGACGGUGCCGCGAUGGAGAGGGUUUGUGAGAACAACUUCGUCCCGUUCAUCCGGUCAGGGGAGUGGUCUGAUAUUGGAGGUCGCGAUUACAUGGAAGAUGCCCAUGUGUGCAUCUCUGAUCUGGCGAAGAAUUUUGGUUCUAACUCAGUGGAUGAUGAAGUCAUCUCCUUCUACGGGGUGUUCGAUGGCCAUAACGGCAAAGACGCAGCCCAUUAUGUCCGUGAUAACUUGCCACGGGUCAUUGUAGAAGAUGCUGAUUUUCCUCUUGAGCUUGAAAAGGUAGUGAAGAGGUCAUUUGUGCAGACUGAUAGUAAGUUUGCAGAGAAAUUCUCUCAUCACAAGGGACUCUGUUCUGGAACGACGGCACUUACAGCAAUGAUUUUUGGAAGGUCCCUUCUGGUGGCCAAUGCCGGUGACUGCAGAGCGGUGCUAUCGCGGCGUGGCACCGCCAUUGAAAUGUCCAAGGACCACAGGCCCUGCUGCAUGAACGAGAGAAAGCGCGUGGAGUCACUGGGUGGCUACGUGGACGACGGCUACCUAAACGGCCAGCUGGCCGUCACCAGAGCGCUGGGCGACUGGCACCUGGAGGUCAUGAAAGGGACGGGCCGGGCAGGAGGGGGAGGGGCAGGGGGAGGGCCCCUGAGCGCGGAGCCGGAGCUGAAGAUGGUCACGCUGAGCAAGGACGACGAGUUCCUGAUCAUCGGCAGCGACGGCGUGUGGGACUCCUUCUCGAGCCAGAACGCCGUGUGACUUGGCGCGGCGGCGCCUCCAGGACCACAACGACCCGCGGCUGUGCUGCAGGGAGGUCGUGGACGAGGCGCUGCGGCGGGGCGCCAGGGACAACCUGACGGCGGUGCUGGUCGCGUUCCACCGGGACGCGCCUCCCAGGGCCCAGGGGGGCCGAGCGAGCAGGAGUACGGGCAGCAGGGUCGCGCCGAGCAUAUCGGCCGAGGGGCUUCACAGCCUCCGAGUGCUCCUGGACGAAGGCCAGUGAGGCAGUGAGUGACUGCGCGGCGCCAUUGCCACGUUGCUGAGUGAGUGCUGACUGUAAAGUAGCGGAUUUGGACACAGUGAGGCCCGUGGGGCUGCGCGGCGCCAGUGAGGCCCGUGGAAACCACCAGCAGCCAGGUCAGCAGCAUCCAGUGCUCAAAAGAAUUUGGACACAGUGAACCUGGAUGGACCCAUCCAUGCAAGCCAAGCGAACGGACAAGAUCUGGUCGGUUGAUUUCACGUCGUACCAUCCGAUCUGCCAUAAGGACAUGUACAGUGGUGUUUAAUGUAGAGUCUCUUAAGGUGUUUAAGAGGGUUAUUUGCAAAAAAAA
Messenger RNA from Zea mays, 1738 nucleotides. RefSeq lists its product as uncharacterized. The record is from RefSeq and is marked validated. The transcript is spliced from 4 exons. Lineage: Eukaryota; Viridiplantae; Streptophyta; Magnoliopsida; Poales; Poaceae. Gene Ontology annotation, molecular function: protein serine/threonine phosphatase activity. The coding region runs from base 348 to 1166 and encodes 272 amino acids. Gene Ontology annotation, biological process: protein dephosphorylation.